AUGGAUUUGGAUCCCAUACAUUAUAAAGGUUUACUUCAAACCCAUUUUCAAAAAGCUCGUUUAAUAUACCCAGAGUUUAGAAAUGAAACAAGAGGACCUGAUCAUCAAAAGGAAUUUAGGAAAUCAGAGGAAGAAUGUGCAAAAAAGACUAUGGAGUAUAUUAAAGCAAAAAGUCAAGACUCAACGGAUAAUUUGAUUGGAAAAAAUAGUAAAAGCUAUGAUAAUUUUAUUUUAAAUUCAAAAAAUGUUAUAAAAAACUCUCUAACAAAUAAUAAUAAUAAUAAUAAUAAUAAUAAUAAUGAUAAUGAUAAUUCAACAAUUCCAAUUAAAAAAAUUAGUAAUUAUAGCGUAGUCAAUGUUAGUGACACAAAUAUUAAUCAAGAAGAACCUUUAAAUGUAAAAGAAACAAUCGAUUCAUUUAGAAGUAGUAUUUUAAAUGAAAAUCAAAUUAAGCAAUAUAAUAAAAUAGAUAUAAGUAAAUUAUAUGAAGGUGUAGAUAAUGUCAGCAAAUUUAAAAAUAAUGAAAAGGAUAAAAAAUUCAGUAUUAAAUUUGACCCAAACAUAUCAAAGAAAACACCAGUUAUCAAAUCAAAUAUCGACAAUAUUAUACCUGUACCAUUAAAUAAACAACCAAGACCAUACCAAAUAGAAAUAUUUAAAGAAUCAAUGAAACAAGAUAUCAUAUGUUGCUUACCAACCGGUUUGGGUAAAACUUUAAUAAGUUGUAUGGUAAUAAAGAGAAUGAAAGAAUUAAAUCCAAUGAAGCGUAUUAUAUUUAUGGUAGAUAGAAUUCCAUUGGUUCAACAACAAUCAAAAGUCAUUGCAGAAGAAACAGGUCUACAAGUUUUAGCAGCCCAUGGUGAUUCAUUUAAAAAUACUCAGUUAUCUCAAAGCUUUGAUGUAUUGGUUAUUAUUGGAGCAUUGUUAAUCAAUUUAAUAAUUAAUAAUGAAAUCGAUCUAAACCAUUUCUGCUUGAUCGUUACUGAUGAGGCUCACCACAUCGUUAAAGGACAUCCAUUUGCGGUCGCCCUUAAACAUUUCCCUGAAAUUGAAAGAACAAAUCGUCCAAAACUUUUGGGUCUAACUGCCUCACCAGCUGGUAAGAAGGAUUUCAUCAGUACUCUUAUAAGUCUUAAAGUUAUCUCUAGAGCAAGCCACUGCAAACUUAUUAAAGCACCCCAUCACUUAAUCGAGCCACAUUUAAAUUCUAAAAACACCAUUGUUUAUCCAAUUAAAGUAAAUAAUUUGGAGAGAUGGUGUUUGGAUAUUGUAGGUAACAUUAUGGAAGAAAUUCAAUUGUCUGAAAGUGCGCUAAACGAACUAUUAUCAUCAGCCGACGAAACUUUAGUCGAACGUAAUAAAAAUAUUAUAGACUUUCUAAUAUCAUUCUCAAACAAACUCGACACAUAUAUGAACUUUGGAGAUUUUUCAGAUACAGGCGUUUCAAAUUUAAAAGAAUUUUUAAACAAGGAAAUUUCAAAUAUUCCAGACGCACGUAUAAAAGGCAAACUAAGAGAUCUUUUAAAUACUAUACCAGAUGACGAAUUAAUUGCACAAAAUCACUCAAAAUUAAAAAUGGCCCUAACUAUAUUAAACGAAUUCUAUCAAAAGAAUAGAAAUAAUGAUGGUUCUUCAAAUUUUAGAGCUAUUAUUUUUGUAAAAACUAGAAAAUCCGCCGCUAGACUUGUAGAAAUCUUAAACGUAAUUAAAAACAAAGGUGAUUUUUCAUUCUUAAAGCCAACCAUUGUUGUAGGCCAUGGUUCGAAAUCGAAUGAUGGUAUGUCAAUCUCGAAACAAAAAGAUGCAAUUGAUAGGUUUAGACAAGAUAAAUGUAAUCUAAUUGUAGCAACAAGUGUUGUAGAAGAAGGUUUUGAUGUUCCUGAAUGUAAUUUAGUAAUUAGAUUAGAUCCACCUACAACUGUUACUGCGAAUAUUCAAAGUAGAGGUAGAUUAAGAAGUAAAGAUUCAUAUUUCAUUGGUAUUGUAAAAGAAUGUGAUAGAGAAGAAGGUGUUUAUGAAUCAUUUCGAAAACAAGAAGAAUUUUUAGAUACUGCAAUUGAUCUUUUAACAACUGGCACUAUACCACCAAACUUUAACUUUAAUAACUAUAGCGAUAUAUUAAUCGGAUCUGCAACCCAGGCAAUAGAAGAGAUUGCUCAAAGAUUAAGUUCUGCUGGUUUCCCAAUGAAACUGUCUUGGGAUAUUCCUCAAAUAGGUGGUUCUGAUCAUAAUCCAGAAUUCAAAUGUUCUUUGUAUAUUAAUGAUAAAUAUAUCCAUAGUACCAUUGCCGAAACAAAAAAAAAGGCAAAAGACAAAUCCUCUUUAGCUCUGCUAUCAUCACAUCAAAUUUAUAUUAUCAUUAAAGAUUUAUAA
Messenger RNA from Dictyostelium purpureum, 2373 nucleotides. RefSeq lists its product as uncharacterized. The record is from RefSeq and is a predicted model, not a curated record. Bases 1 to 2373 code for a protein of 790 amino acids. The transcript is spliced from 3 exons. Lineage: Eukaryota; Evosea; Eumycetozoa; Dictyosteliales; Dictyosteliaceae. Gene Ontology annotation, molecular function: hydrolase activity; ATP binding; DNA binding. Gene Ontology annotation, cellular component: cytoplasm.